UAGUCAGCGCCAAUUCACUAACCAACGUUAAGUAACUCUUAUUAACUUAGCAAAGGGAUGUUAGCCGUCGACAUUUACCCCAGAUGUUCUAAUUAUGUUUCAUUGUUAUUCGAUUGAUCUGGACUCAAGCUGUAGGCCGACCAGUCAGAUGAGUAACUCAGUGGAGGAGGUCAGACACCAUAUCAAUACUUUAAACAUCUGUUCAUGCAACAUUGGAGGACUUUGCGGAUAUCAGGGCCUACUUUUCCACAACAAAAUGGAACCGCCUCUGUAUGGCAGAGAAAAAAAGAUUCCUGCAGAUCAAGGAAAACCAUUUGGUUAUGUCGUCUCUUGAGUCUCUCAGGGCGGGGCUGGAGUGACCAGGAGGUCUCUGGAGGGCCCACUCCUUCUCAUCCAGAGAUUGACCCCUCCGGAGGAGGAGUAGAGAGGGGCUCUGCAGUCCAGGAGGAGGUCUCCUUGGUUAUCCAUGAACAUAUGAAGGGCUCAAGUGUUUAUUCAAGAGAGACGAACCUGAGAAAUGUUCUCAGAGUUAACUAACAAGAACCGGAAGUACCUAAGGAUGACGACUACUUCUGUAAGAGGGCUCUCUCUCUCUGUCUCUGUCUCUGUCUCUGUCUCUCUCUCCCCACCUCUUUUUCCCCACCUCUUUUUCAUUCACAAACCAAUUUUUAAUCUUCCUGUUUCUGUCUAUUUAAUAUAGAUUUGUAGCUGAAGCUCUUUUGGACAUAAUAAAUAAAUGAACUCUCCAGUCUGUGAUGAGUGUAGGACUUUCUUCCUCGAAGAGUGCGAGGUCCACGGUCCUAUCGUUUUCGUGGCUGAUCGCCCCGUUGCUGUCAGAGAGAAAGACCGAGCCAAGAAGACGCUGCCCGCUGGGUUUGAGUCGUAGAGUGAGAGUCCUUUCUCCAUCUCUGUCUCAUGUGGGGUAGAUCAGAGAUUAUGGGAUCCCUGGGGCCGGUCUAGGGGUGUUUUACUGUGGAGACGGUGGCCUUCCCAUUGGAACACACUUUGGACCCUACGAAGGACCCAGGACAAAUGAAUAGGGAGCCCAGGAGAGUGGAUACUCCUGGGAGAUCUACAAGAGCAGACACAAUGAUUACAUUGAUGCAAAGAGAGAGACACUUUCUAACUGGAUGAGGUAGGACCCUAUUCACUUUUAUACCAUCUACUGCAUGAAUAAUGUUGACAAUUUUCUUACUUACAUUACUUUAUUGAUAACAUUUAUAUUUCUCCAUGUCUGUUAUCUGAUUAGAUCCACAAUAUUUUCUGUGUUGCUAUGACAUAUGCAGAAGAUACACUGUAAAGGUGUGUUGACGUACCUGUCUGUGUGUUAAGUACGUCAAUUGUGCUCGCAAUGAAGAGGAACAGAACCUAAUAUCGUUUCAGCACAAAGGAGGAAUUCCUUAUCGCACCUGUGGCCUCGUGACUUCAGGAGCAGAGCUCUUGGUCUGGUAUGGGGACGAAUACGCCAGACAUCUGGGAAUCGGAUUUGAUCGACUGUGGAACAACAAGAGCUCUACUAAAGGAGGGAAAUCCCAGCUGACACCAGCACAGGCUUUCCCCUGUCCCGAGUGUCCGUACUCCUACAAGUCUCAGAUCUUCCUCCACAAACAAAUGAAGAGGAGCCAUGUCGACCUGUACUGCCGACUGCUGAGGAGUGGAGAAAUCAAGGUGGAGCCUAGUCUCCUCCCAUACGUCGCAGCCUCCUAUCAAGAACCGAUCGGAGCCUCCCCGGGAACCGUCCAAAGCACGAGCGAGAUUCCAGCAGAAGGAGCCGGACAACACAGAUGUGAGAAGUGCAGUAAAACCUUUAGUCGCCCUCGUAGUCUGAAGAGACACCAGCGCAUCCACAUGGGAGAGAAACCAUACCACUGUAAACAGUGUGGGAAAACAUUUAGACAAUCUAGUGAUCUGACGGUACACCAGCGCAUCCACACAGGAGAGAAACCAUACCACUGUAAACAGUGUGGGAAAACAUUUAGUCAGUCUGGUGAUCUGAAGAAACACCAGCGCAUCCACACAGGAGAGAAACCAUACCACUGUAAACAGUGUGGGAAAACAUUUAGUCAAUCUGGUCAUCUGGAGAGACACCAGCGCAUCCAUACAGGAGAAAAACCACACCACUGUAAACAGUGUGGGAAAACAUUUAGUCACUCUGGUGAUCUGAAGAAUCACCAGCGCAUCCACACGGGAGAGAAACCAUACCACUGUCAGAAGUGUGGGAAAACAUUUAGUCGAUCUGGUCAUCUCAAGAGACACCAACAACUUCACAGAGGAGUCUCCACCCAAACAACCAUGUGAAGAAACUAAAUGGUUCCCAGACAUCUGUUAUUCAAAUUGAAUCAAACAUGGUUCUUGCUGUUAUAUGUUAAAAGGGCACAUGAACGGUUAAUUGUUUAUCUUAUCAACUUUAUGUAUUUAUUUAUAUUCAUGUCUGUAUGAGUGAAGGGUUUUACCCAAAAAAUGUUUAGAAAAAAAAAAGUUUGAGAGAGAUAAUGUUAUUAUCUGAAUUAUUUAACUUCCAUUUGUCAUCAGUAAGGUAUCUUAUAUCUGACGUCAUUGUUAUAUUACUACAUUUGUAUGUAUUUAUUUAUUUAUUUAUCCUGUAGAAAUUCAAAUAAAAUCGGAUAUGCAGUGCUGAGAAGACUGGUUUUGUCUGGAUAGAAUAGAAGCAGUCCAACAUGUUGGUGAAUUAUAUUUGAUAUGCUGUUAUGCAUAACGUAGGAUGCAACGGAUGAGCUGAGGUCCCGUUACUGACCACCAGAGGGAACCACAGCACCACAAAGAUGUUCCCCU
Gadus chalcogrammus (walleye pollock) is the source of this 2793-nucleotide messenger RNA. Its product is annotated as zinc finger protein 3-like. The record is from RefSeq and is a predicted model, not a curated record. Bases 1612 to 2298 code for a protein of 228 amino acids. Lineage: Eukaryota; Metazoa; Chordata; Actinopteri; Gadiformes; Gadidae. Gene Ontology annotation, molecular function: DNA-binding transcription activator activity, RNA polymerase II-specific; RNA polymerase II cis-regulatory region sequence-specific DNA binding. The transcript is spliced from 7 exons. Gene Ontology annotation, biological process: regulation of transcription by RNA polymerase II. Gene Ontology annotation, cellular component: nucleus.